AUGGAGAUCACACGCCAAAGUGGCAUCUUAUUUCUUUUUCUUUUUUGUCGAAUCUCUUCCUCCAACUUCCUCCAUCUCUUCCUCCAACUGCCUCCAUCUCUUCCCCCAACUUCCCCCAUCUCUUCCUCCCAUUUCGUCGUUCGAACACUGACGUCAAGUUCACACUUCUCCUUUACUUUCUUCGCUGUCACCUUUUCUCCAGAUGAUAACAACCUCGUAACACUCCUCUUCAUUCUUCUUUCUGUUCUCUUGGAAAUUUCUUUAUCUUCUCUUCAUUUACAUAAACGCAAGAGUCGAGUACAAUCUAUCUAUCUAUCUAUCUAUCUAUCUAUCUAUCUAUCUAUCUAUCUCUUCCAUUUAUUCAAGUCUGUUUCUAUCUAUCGCUUCUCUUUCUUUUCUAUCUAUCUAUCUAUCUAUCUCGGUCAAUGCAUAUCUAUCUAUCUAUCUAUCUAUCUAUCUAUCUAUCUAUCUAUCUAUCUAAACGCUGAAAAAGCUUUCACCUCAUUCCUUGACCACAUCGACGGUCCCUCUCUAAUUCUCUCUCUUUAUCUCUCUCUCUCUCUCUCUCUUUCUAAUUCUCUCUAUUUCUCUCUUUCUCUAAUUCUCUCUCUUUAUCUCUCUCUUUCUUUCCAACUCUCUCUUUUAGCCUUCUCUCUUGUAAACCAUUAA
Acanthosepion pharaonis is the source of this 669-nucleotide messenger RNA. The record is from the annotation of a GenBank genome assembly. Lineage: Eukaryota; Metazoa; Mollusca; Cephalopoda; Sepiida; Sepiidae.